AAUUUGAAAUUCACCGCGAGUUUCGGUUAUAAAAUCCCAACACUCAGCAAACGCGGUAUCCAUAUAGAUCUCCACCUACGUGCAUCACAACGAUAUCGACCCAUCAGUUCUUUCUCCAUUGUGUACGAAUUCUGGAUCGUAUACAUUUUUUUUUUUCUUUUCUUUUUCAUAAUUCGAAGUUUCUCAGUCCAAUUUCAUUGAAAAAAACAUCGGAUCCAGAAUCUUGACUUCGUGUUUCCGAUCCGCAGAGAAGGAUCGAUCAAAAAAAUUGUCUGUGUUUUGCAAUUUCAAGAUUUGGCGUAUGGUUUAUGAGCCAAGAGAGGGUCGGGUACGAGUUGAAGAUCAUUUAGAAGAUCUGGGUAUUUCUAGGGAUUUUAAGCGAUUGGAUCUGAUUUUUGUUGGAAUCGAUCGAGAAUGGGAGUAGAUUAUUACAACAUAUUGAAGGUGAACAGGAACGCCAAUGACGACGAUCUCAAGAAGGCGUAUAGAAGGCUGGCCAUGAAAUGGCACCCUGAUAAAAACCCAAACAGCAAGAAAGAAGCCGAAACCAAGUUCAAGCAGAUCUCCGAGGCCUAUGAGGUGUUGAGUGACCCCCAGAAGAAGGCUAUUUAUGAUCAAUAUGGUGAAGAAGGGUUGAAAGAUAUACCACCACCAAGCAGUGGAAGCUUCCCAUUUGGAAAUGGUAGCGGUGGCGGGUCGAGUGGGUUUAAUCCGAGGAAUGCAGAGGACAUUUUUGCAGAAUUUUUUGGGAGCAGCCCUUUUGGGUUUGGUUCAUCAGGACCAGGGAAGUCCAUGAGGUACCAAUCAGAGGGAGGAGUUUUUGGGGGAUUUGGUGGAAGUGAAAACCUCUUCGGAACAUUUAGUGAAAAUGUUACACCAAAGAAACCUCCACCGGUUGAGAGCAAAUUGCCCUGCACUCUUGAGGAGCUGUACUCUGGAUCAACAAGGAAAAUGAAGAUUUCAAGAACCGUAGUUGAUGCAAACGGACGACGGGUCCCCGAGACGGAGAUAUUGACCAUCGACGUGAAGCCUGGCUGGAAGAAGGGAACCAAAAUCACCUUCCCAGACAAAGGCAAUGAACAACCAAACCAGCUGCCUGCAGAUCUAGUGUUUGUUAUUGAUGAGAAGCCCCAUGAUGUUUUCAAACGAGAUGGUAAUGAUAUCAUUAUGAACCAUAAGGUGACACUCGCAGAGGCAUUGGGUGGAACCACUGUAAAUCUUACCACACUCGAUGGUCGUAACCUGUCAAUACCCGUAAUAGACAUCGUUAGCCCGGGCUACGAGCUCGCAAUCACCAGAGAGGGGAUGCCAAUUGUAAGAGAGCCAGGUAAUCGGGGCGAUUUGAAGAUCAAAUUCGAGGUAAAGUUCCCAACGAGAUUAACCCACGAGCAACGAGCAGGACUCAAACGUGCUUUGGGAGGCUGAUGAAGGAAGAGAGCAUUGGUGAUGUUUAAUCAACCAAAGGUGAAAACCAACGGCAAAGGAUUGUUGAGACAGUAUGCCCUCAUAAAUUUAGAUGUCCACUCUUGUAACUUACCCAUAUUUGUAAGAUGUAACCUUCUGUCAUCAAUUUCCCUAUUGUUCUUUCAUUUGUACAAAGAAAAAAACAUUUUUCUUUUAAAGAUUACAAAAACAUUUUGAUGCAUUUCAAGCAAAUACUUCAAAUAAUAUGAAUAUCCA
Messenger RNA from Cucurbita moschata (crookneck pumpkin), 1680 nucleotides. RefSeq names its product dnaJ homolog subfamily B member 4-like. Gene Ontology annotation, molecular function: protein-folding chaperone binding. The record is from RefSeq and is a predicted model, not a curated record. Lineage: Eukaryota; Viridiplantae; Streptophyta; Magnoliopsida; Cucurbitales; Cucurbitaceae. Bases 415 to 1425 code for a protein of 336 amino acids. The transcript is spliced from 3 exons. Gene Ontology annotation, cellular component: cytosol.